UAAAUGCUGAAAUGGGUGAGAGACCUUCUUUUUCUUGGAGAAGUAUUCUUCAUGGUAGGGAUUUGCUUAAUAAAGGACUUAGACAAGUGAUUGGAGAUGGUGCAUCCACGUUUGUUUGGACAACUCGUUGGCUCUUGGAUGGUGUGAUGAGAGCUCCUUUGAUGAAGAAUAUUAUUUUCGAUUUGGAUUUGCAGGUGAAAGAUCUCCUGGAUAUAACUACACAAACUUGGGAUAUUGUUAAAUUGCAGCAUCAUUUCUAUCCUAGGGAUGUGGAGUUAGUUCUAAAGAUGAAACCAGUGAUGUCUUCUGAGGAUUUUCUUAUUUGGGAACAUACAAAAAGUGGUGCUUAUUCAGUUAAGUCGGGCUACUGGUUUGCUUAUCAAAGAGAGAAAGUUGAUUUGCUCAGAGAAGCAAUGAUGCAGCCCUCAAUACUCGCCAUUAAAGACCAAUUAUGGAAGAGUAACACAGCCACAAAGAUCCAUAAUUUCAUGUGGAAAGCUGUAAGUGGUGGCAUUCCGAUAGUAGAUAAAAUGAUUGCAAGAGGGUUGAAUGUUGAUUCAAGAUGUCAGAGUUGUGGUCUAGAAGGUGAAUCCAUAAAUCAUGUCCUUUUUACCUGUUCGGUGGCAAGACAGGUUUGGGCACUGUCCAACUUUCCUUCUCCAGCAAAUGGUUUUGAUUCAGAAUCCAUUUUUCAAAAUAUCUACUAUCUGAUAUUGGUAAGUAAGAACCCAUAUGUGUCUCUAGAAAUUAGAAGAGCCUUUCCUUGGAUAUUGUGGCAGAUUUGGAAAAACAGGAAUUUAUUCUGCAUUGAAGGGAAAAGGUUAAUUUUGUGCAACUGCAACUAUUGACAAGAUUAGAGACAAUGUGAACCAAUGGUUUCAUGAGCAAUCACUGGAUGAAAGAGAUGUGGUAUCAGCAAGGAUGAACCUAAUUCCAGUAAAGAAACAAUGGUCUCCUCCUCCCCAUGAUUGGCUGAAAUGUAAUCUAGGAUCAUCAUGGGACAAAGUUUCUAAGACGGGAGGAACUGCUUGGGUUUUGAGAAAUGAAAAAGGAGAAGUUUUGUUACAUAGUAGAAGGUCCUUUGCUUCAGUUUUUUGCAAACUGGAUGCAAGUCUACAAUGUUGGAAUUGGGCAAUUGAGAGUAUGAAGAGUCUCAAUUAUAAUAAGGUUAUCUUUGCUUCCGAAGAUAAAGAUUUGAUAGGAGCUGUUUUAAGACCACUAGCUUGGCCGUCCUUCAAGUUUCAUUCUCGGAUUAUAGGCGCAGCUUUAGAAUAUCUUUUGGAGUGGAAAUUGUCUAUGGAAGAUAGAAGCUCAAACCUUGGUGCUCACCUUAUUGCAAGGAGUGUCACAAGAGAGGAUCGUCGUCAAUCUUAUGUAGCAACUGGUUUUCCAUCUUGGCUGGGGAAUGUUUUUGUAGCCGAGUAUGUCUCUACUUUGUUGUAGCUAAAAUGUUCUUCGGAUGCUUUUGGCGAAGAGAUUUUAGUUGUGUUGCUUUGGAGUCUUUAUUACUAGCUUUCUCCCUGACUUUUAAGGUUUUUCUUUCCUUAUUAUGUUUGCCAUUUUGGGUCUAGUUUGUUUUAGUCUCCGGAGAGAUAUUUGUUCCUCCGGCUUUUGGUUCCGAGGGUUGUCUUCAACUCGUCGGCUUUGUGUAAAGUUUUCAAUGAUCAAUAAAAUUUUCUAGUGAAAAAAAAAAAAGAAAAGUAAAGAAGCUGAUUUUAAAAUCCAGCGGACAAAAUCUGCUGUGAGGUUUUUUCUUUCUAAUCUCUCGCCCCCGAAAAAAAGUUGACGAAACUCUCUACCGGAGGCGCUAGUUUUCGCCGUCGGCGAGGCUAUUUCAUUUGCCUGAGGAUGAACGAAGUUGAUAAGCGAAAGGAAACGCCUGAUGGACAUGAAAAGCUUGUAAAUGAAGGAUCUGCUGCGCGAACAAGACCUACAAGCGUUGAUGAGAUUAGGCUAAGGAGGAAGAGGAAAGAGUCCUUGGAAAAUGUGACAGAGGAAACUGUAGGAGUAGCCCAGUUACUGGGUAACGAUCUUGUUGAGAAGGCUCCUGACUAUCAUGAGUCUGAAAAAGGGUAUGAUAGAUCCAAGAAUUUGAGGCAUGAAGAACAUGUUAAGGACAGUUCAAGAAAGAAAGAAGACGCCAUUUCCAGUUCUAUGGAAGAAAAACUAGAAAAACCGAUGGAAGAGGACCCUAUGGGAGCAGCUCAGUUCGCCUGUAAAGAUCUUGUUGAAAAGGUUCCUGACUAUCAUGAGUCUGAAAAAGGGUAUGAUAGAUCCGAGAAACUGAGGCAUGAAGAGCUUGUUUUGGACAGCUCAAGAAAGAAAGCAGAGGUUAUUUGUAGUUCUAGAGAAGAGAGACUAGAUAAACCAAUGAAAGAUGUUCCUGUUGGAGCAGCUCAGUUACUGGGUAACGAUCUUGUUGAGAAGGUUUCUGACUAUCAUGCGUCUGAAAAAGAGCAUGAUAGAUCUAAGAAAGUGAGGCGUGAAGAACGUGUUAAAGACAGCUCAAGAAAGAAAGAAGACGCCACUUCUAAUUCUAGGGAAGGAAAACCAAUGAAAGAGGAUCAUGUGGGAGCAGCUCAGUUACUGGGUAACGAUAUUGUUGAAAAGGUUUCAGACUAUCAUGCGUCUGAAAAAGGGAAUGAUAGAUCCAAGAAAGUGAGGCGGGAAGAACAUGUUAAGGACAGUUCAAGAAAGAAAGAAGAAGCCACUUCUAGUUCUAGGGAACAAAGACUAGAAAAACCGAUGAAAGAGGACCCUGUUGGAGCAGCUCAGUUACUGGGUAACGAUCUUGUCGAGAAGGUUUCUGAUUAUCAAGCGUCUGAAAAAGGGCAUGACAGAUCCAUGAAAGUGAGGCGUGAAGAGCGUGUUAAGGAAAGUUCAAGAAAGAAAGAAGAGGCUAUUUCUAGUUCUAGAGAAGAAAAACCGAGGAAAGAGGAUCAUGUGGGAGCGGGAUCAGCUCAGUUACUGGGUAACGAUCUUGUUGAUAAGGUUUCUGACUAUCAUGAGUCUGAAAAAGGGUAUGAUAGAUCUGAGAAACUAAGGCGUGAAGAGCGUGUUAGGACCAGUUCAAGAAAGAAGGAAGAGGCCAUUUCUAGUUCUAGGGAACAAAGACUAGAAAAACCGAUGAAAGAGGACCCUGUUGGAGCAGCUCAGUUACUGGGUAACGAUCUUGUCGAGAAGGUUUCUGAUUAUCAAGCGUCUGAAAAAGGGCAUGACAGAUCCAUGAAAGUGAGGCGUGAAGAGCGUGUUAAGGAAAGUUCAAGAAAGAAAGAAGAGGCUAUUUCUAGUUCUAGAGAAGAAAAACCGAGGAAAGAGGAUCAUGUGGGAGCGGGAUCAGCUCAGUUACUGGGUAACGAUCUUGUUGAUAAGGUUUCUGACUAUCAUGAGUCUGAAAAAGGGUAUGAUAGAUCUGAGAAACUAAGGCGUGAAGAGCGUGUUAGGACCAGUUCAAGAAAGAAGGAAGAGGCCAUUUCUAGUUCUAGAGAAGAAAACCUAGAUAAACGGAAAAAAGAGGAGGAGCCUGCUGCGAAUAGAAAAAGGAAAGCAGAAGGAGAGAGCUCUACAGCUGAAACCAAAUUAGUGGAAGAACAUAGUAAGGAUAGACGAAGAAAGAAAGAAGAAACUAAUUUUAGUUGUAAGGAGGAAAGACGAGAUAAAAAGAAGAAGAAGGAAGACAGAAAAAUUGAAGGAGAAUUACCUACAACUGAAAUAAUAACAAUGACAGAUAGAGAUAGGCUUGGUGUGGAUACCAAAAUGAAGGAAAAAAAAAGAAAGCUCUGCUGCAAAGACAACUGAAAAGCAGAUUCGUACAGACGAAAC
Arabidopsis lyrata subsp. lyrata is the source of this 3822-nucleotide messenger RNA. Its product is annotated as trichohyalin-like. Bases 1849 to 3798 code for a protein of 649 amino acids. The record is from RefSeq and is a predicted model, not a curated record. NCBI's taxonomy places the organism in Eukaryota, Viridiplantae, Streptophyta, Magnoliopsida, Brassicales, Brassicaceae. The transcript is spliced from 2 exons.